AUGGCUCAAGAAAAUAAACCAACCUCUAGGCAGAAAAUUGUCGAUGCAUACACUACGCUGGUGAACAAAAUAAGCGUCGGACAUUUCGAUGAAUUCAAGGAGUUUUUUGCGUCUGAAAAGGACUUGGAAAAGGCGAUACAGGAGUUUCGCACCGGGUUGACGGACGCGUUACUAACAAAAGUUAACAACUUGUGGGAUGAGACUGAGAUUGAUGCGAACGUUGAGCUGUUGGCAAAUCUCAAAAAGAAAGCUGCCGGAAAUACACAGAAAAUGUGGCGUCCCACAGGGAAGUCAGUCAGCGAGCAGGUUCGACCGCUGGUUGUGAAUCAACUGAAAAUGUCGCUAAAAUUCUACCAAUUGCAACUGGGGUUUCAAAAAGAACGAACAAAGGAAGUUAUUUAUAAUAUUGAAACGAUGCGUGCAAAAUAUAAAGCGAUGCAGGUGCGGCGGACCAACUUACUGCAGCAAAUAAUGAACGAGCAAAACACAUUUGAUUCUAUCCGUAUGCAUCAAAAGGAGCUGGACGAUCGAGUGAAUGUAGAUUUAAUAAUUUAA
Anopheles nili is the source of this 555-nucleotide messenger RNA. RefSeq lists its product as uncharacterized. Bases 1 to 555 code for a protein of 184 amino acids. The record is from RefSeq and is a predicted model, not a curated record. The transcript has 3 exons. NCBI's taxonomy places the organism in Eukaryota, Metazoa, Arthropoda, Insecta, Diptera, Culicidae.